GAGAGCCCCAACCAGAAACUGAGUUCAGUCAGUUAGCCCUCAACUGCAAAACCGCAAAGAUGUCCAGUAAAAUUCCGUACGUGAAGCACAACAACGGCACCCAGAUCCAGAGCAUAGGAUUGGGUACCUAUACGUCUCUGGGUGGCGAUUGUGAGCGGGCCACGCUCCAUGCGAUUGAUGUGGGCUACCGGCACAUAGACACCGCCUACUUCUACGAGAACGAGAACGAGGUGGGUGCGGCUGUCCAGAAGAAGAUUGCCGACGGCGUCAUCAAGAGGGAGGACAUCCACAUCACCACCAAGCUGUGGUGCCACUUCCAUGAACCCGAGAGGGUGGAGUACGCCUGCCGUAAGACCCUGAAGAACUUUGGACUGGAGUACGUGGACCUGUACCUGAUGCACUGGCCCUACUCCUAUGUCUACAGGGGUGACAACGAAAUGAUGCCCACCGACGCCAAGGGAGAGGUGGAACUCAACGACAUCGAUUACCUGGACACCUGGCGUGCCAUGGAGAAGCUUGUACAACUGGGCCUGACCAAAAGCAUUGGCGUUUCCAAUUUCAACUCGGAGCAGUUGACUCGCCUACUUGCCAACUGCAAAAUCAAGCCAAUCCACAAUCAGAUCGAGUGUCAUCCCGCGUUGAACCAGAAAAAACUGAUUGCCCUGUGCAAAAAGAAUGAUAUUGUGGUGACUGCCUACUGUCCUCUGGGACGACCCAACCCGGCUGAAAAGACGCCCAACUAUAUCUAUGAUGCCAAGGUGCAGGCCAUUGGAGACAAGUACAAGAAGUCCACCGCCCAAGUGGUGCUCCGAUAUCUGAUUGAGAUUGGAACCAUUCCAUUGCCAAAAUCGUCCAAUCCCAAGCGCAUCGAGGAGAACUUCAAGAUCUUCGACUUCAAGCUGGAUGCUGAGGACCAUGCCGUUUUGGAUUCGUAUAACACUGGUGAACGUCUGAUCCCCAUGACCCAUGCUAUCAAGAGCAAAAACUAUCCGUUCAGCAUCGAGUUUUGAGCUGAAAUGUUAGAGGAAUAUUUGAUAUUUUACUUGGCUUUGAUAUUAUGAUAACAUGGAUAUUUUGAAAAGCACA
Drosophila suzukii is the source of this 1086-nucleotide messenger RNA. Its product is annotated as aldo-keto reductase family 1 member B1. NCBI's taxonomy places the organism in Eukaryota, Metazoa, Arthropoda, Insecta, Diptera, Drosophilidae. Gene Ontology annotation, cellular component: cytosol. Gene Ontology annotation, molecular function: aldose reductase (NADPH) activity. The record is from RefSeq and is a predicted model, not a curated record.